AUGGCUGUGGAACAGUUUGCCGCCGCACUAGAAGCUCUCCUCCAAGCGAUGGGGUUCUCCGGCCGCCGCCAACGUCAGCUACAGCGCAGGCGACCGCAGCGGACCAGGAAGGACCUCCAGUGCUACAAUUGCCAGCCACUGGGGCAUACCGCGCGGGAGUGCACGAAUGCCGUCGCGUGCUUGAAGUGCGCGGCGGCUCACGACACCCGCUGUUGUACGAAGCCUCGUGGAGUGGCCGGCAGCUGCGCGAACUGCGGCGGGUCGCACGCCGCCAACUCGCGUAGCUGCGGCUACCUCCGCGAGACACGCCGUCUACUCGCCGCACCACGCCCUGCGGUGACGCCACGCGCCUCGACGGCCGCCCCGCCCCCACGCUUCGGCGGGGGGUGCGAGCCACGCCGCCGUGAGGCCGCCACUGAUGACGCUCUGGCCGGCUUCCAAGCCGCCUUUGCGGCCGAAAGGGCCGCACUGAAGGAGGAGCUCGCAGCUGUCCAUCGCCAGCUCCAACAGCUGCGCGAUGAGCUUCGUGUUCUCAAGAAGAAGCCGCCAGUCCCUGCCGCCGCCCCCGCUGUGAGUCGUCCGGUGGGGGUCGACGUGGCCACGCAAACAGCCGCCGCACCCCCUCCCGCAGCGCUGCGGGAGGAGGCGCCCAUGGACACUGAAGACGAGCCACCCGGCCAGCCACCCUCCAAGGUGGCAGCCGCAAGCGAGGGCGCUAAGGCGCCUCCUGAAUCCUCGCCCGCCGAGACGCCCACGCCGACGUCCGCCGCGCCCCCUCCCGCAGCAAUGCAGGAGGAGGCGCCCAUGGACACUGAAGACGUGCCACCCGGCCUGCCACCCUCCAAGGUGGCAGCCGCCAGCAAGGGCGCUCCGGCGCCUCCUGCAUCCUCGCACGCCGAGAAGCCCAUGAAGAAGAGGAGGAUUAGCCUACCAUUCCCCGACGUGCGCAACGUCCAGGUCAUCCUGAAAAACACCGCCGCCGCACUGCAGUCUGGGUCCUACCCCUAUUCCGACCAUCCUUACCCCUUCACCCCGCCGGACCAGCCGAUACCUCCCCUUCCCCAUCGACCGCUCCACCUUCGCACGUACAGAGGCCGUGACAUGUUGAUGGAAGCGAUCACAAGGAAAGAACUCGCCUUGCUCAAUUCACACCCCAUCUUCACGCCUUCUCAAUGGGACGACUUAGUGACCAUCAUCAGCCUCUGGGUGAACGAAGAGUACCGGUCUGGUAGGAGGAAGAUGGAUGCCGACACUCUGGAAGCCAAGGACGACAUAGCCCGUCAACGACGACAGUUCCAGUAA
Molecule: messenger RNA, 1302 nt
Organism: Schistocerca nitens (vagrant locust)
Lineage: Eukaryota; Metazoa; Arthropoda; Insecta; Orthoptera; Acrididae
Exons: 1
Coding region: 1-1302 (433 amino acids)
Molecular function (GO): nucleic acid binding; zinc ion binding
Source: RefSeq, a predicted model, not a curated record